UUGGUUACUAACCAAAUUUUGGUCAUAGUUUUGCUCGAUUUGACCACAACAAAAAGUGACAAAAAUGGAAAAGAAAGCUCACACCCUCUGAAAGUUUCUAACGUCUAGUCCUGAUAUUGCUUAUACAUACAUACAUAUGCAUACGUAUCUUCCCCACGACAGUUUCUUACGUAAUUCUCGAAAUUCAGACAAUGGGUUGCCGACAUUUCGGGUUUCAAUUCGGGCUCUGCGUUAUCGCCGCGAUCCUCUCCCUCCCGUCGGCCACGGCAGCGAGGUUCGAGGUGAGGAACGAGAUCACGAAAUAUCCAGGACGAAACCGGAGAGUGACGAUCAAGUGCUGGUCGGCGAACGACGAUCUCGGCACGCACGUGAUAUUGCCGGGCCAGGCCAAGCGCUGGUCGUUCGAGCCCGUGUCCGUGAAGAUACCGUUCCUGUACACAAAGUUCGAGUGCGAUUUCAAGACGUUCUUCAACUCGCCCGAGGGCCAAAAGACCGUGGUUUUCGAGGGCGGGAUGGCUUUCCGUUGGGAAUGCGACCAGCCGAGAGCCAAGGAAUGUAUAUGGGUCGUCAAGAGAGACGGGCUGUUCCUGCGCAAAAUCGUUAGAGACAAGACAGACCGACCACGCUAUUCCGACGAGCUGAAGCUGCAAUGGCUAGGCGGUACAAACUACUUCGCACAUGAAGAUGAUUCUUGAAUCCUGUCUGGUUC
This is a messenger RNA of Tarenaya hassleriana, 709 nucleotides long. RefSeq lists its product as uncharacterized. The record is from RefSeq and is a predicted model, not a curated record. The transcript has a single exon. Bases 192 to 695 code for a protein of 167 amino acids. NCBI's taxonomy places the organism in Eukaryota, Viridiplantae, Streptophyta, Magnoliopsida, Brassicales, Cleomaceae.